Messenger RNA from Penaeus chinensis, 2075 nucleotides. RefSeq lists its product as uncharacterized. The record is from RefSeq and is a predicted model, not a curated record. Gene Ontology annotation, cellular component: synapse; membrane; neuron projection. The transcript is spliced from 3 exons. Gene Ontology annotation, biological process: nervous system process; monoatomic ion transmembrane transport; regulation of membrane potential. NCBI's taxonomy places the organism in Eukaryota, Metazoa, Arthropoda, Malacostraca, Decapoda, Penaeidae. Bases 19 to 2034 code for a protein of 671 amino acids. Gene Ontology annotation, molecular function: protein binding; transmembrane signaling receptor activity; neurotransmitter receptor activity.
CGGAAAGACGUGCCCCAGAUGUCGGCCAUCACGCUGUGCGCCUGGCUCAGGUUCAGGCACUUCAUGCCCGUCGUGGACAAGAUCGUGUCGUAUUUCACUGUCGGGGACGAGGACAUCAAGAUAUACUACGAUUUCAUCAAUAAGGAGUUUGUCAUCUGGACCCCGGGGUAUAGAUUAACUAUCAAUAUUGUUAUUCCUCUCUAUACAUGGACUCACAUCUUCAUGACCUUUGACCUGAUCACAACUGAAAACUACGUCCUGGUCAACAACGCGGAAGUGGAAGGGGAAGUGUCACUCAACAACGAGAAGAAGGUCGGCUCGAACCUAGCUGCCGGAGGCCUGCUCGUGCUGGGCCAAGAUCAGGACAGCCUUGGAGGGGGUUACGCCAUCACGCAGGCUUUCUCGGGGGACAUGGCGCAGCUCCUCAUGUAUUCUAAGUUCUUUUCCCGGCAAGACAGAAGACAGUUCAAUUGCUUUGAAAAUCGGCUUGGUUUAGAGAAGCCCAUACUGUCAACCAGUGUCCUCGAAGACUGGAACUUUGUUGGCGACGUUGAGUCUCAGCAGAUGCCAAGACACCUUAUCAGUCCUUCCCAAAAGGUGAACUUCUUUGUCCUCCCAGAAAACGAAUACUUUUCGGAUGCAGCAAAGAUGUGUCGGGUGCUCGGCUUACCACUGGCGCUUCCUAAGAGUGAAGAACAGAAUGAGGAGCUUUUUAUAAUGGCUGUCAGUGUAGAAUCUAUCUGCAUCACCGCGUACAGCACUAAUGUAUGGCUUGGUGUCCGGGCAAACUUCACCACAAUGUCAUGGGAGAAUGCUAAUAACUAUGGACGUCUUAGUUAUCAAAAUUUUGACCCUCUGUACUCAACCCUCUCCGAGACAGAUCAGUGUGUGUCCUUGGGAAGUUCUCACUAUCCACGGGUAUGGCAUAAAACGUCCUGCCAGAAAUACAAGCCUUGCCCUGCGUGUGAAAAUGCGCCUGUCAACUCCAUCCAGGUAAGAGGCCUUUGCCUGCAGUCGAACUUCGACCGGCGCCUCCACAUCCACGGCACAAAGAACCUCAAGCCGAUGUUCCAUGGCACCUUCUACACUCGGCUGUGGUGGGACAACUCCACCUGGGUCAUGGCCAGUCGCCUCCUGCCAAGCCUCGAGGCCAGGAUGGUGAUUGGCCACUCGGAGGCUUACCCCAUCGGCCUCCACCGGUGGCACGUCUCGGGCGACGAGUGUCCGGCGCAGCAGCUCGACCUGCUGCUGACGGUGUGCGGCGAGAACAGCUUCCCCUGCAGUGACGGGACCUGCGUCCUCAUGAGCGAGCGCUGCGACCUCCGCGCCCACUGCGACGACGGCAGCGACGAGACGGAGUGCGACAUCGUCUACUUGGAGGCCAACUACGAGAGGACGCUCCCGCCGCCACCGCCGGAGAAGGAGGAUGUCCUCAACAUCACGCUCAGCAUCAUCAUCACUGCUGUCCGCACGCUCAACCUGCUGGACCAGACCGUCACGCUGGAUGUCCGUCUCAUGUCCGAGUGGCAGGACUCGAGGCUCAAGUACAACGACCUGCACUCGGAGCAGUUCAGGAACCAGCUGCAGGAUCACGAGCGCCUGUGGCUGCCACGAUUUAUCACGACCGACGACACCGGCAGCCGCGUCGACGUGGUCACCCGCGGCGAGUCGCUGGUCGUGCUGCGGGGAUCCGAGCCGCUACCCAGCGACGACACGCGCGUUAAGAAGGCCAUUGUGUACCCUGGUUCGGGGAAUCCUCUUCUGCUGCGACAGGAGCUCAGCAUUUCGUUCCAAUGUCAGUUCGACCUCCGCUGGUUCCCUUUCGACAACCAGCGCUGUUCCCUCAACCUCAGACUCAAUGAAGUCGAGUCGAAACUUGUCCACACAGUCGCCAGCGAGCCGCAGUACCUCGGGCCGGAGAAACUGCCGGAGUACGAAGUAGGUUCCCUUGGCUUCUUGCUUUUCGUGAAGUGGACUCGAAAAGCUGCAGUCUGUCUUGGAGAAUAUUCAGGUUCUAAAGCCUCGCAGAAAUAAGCCCCUUAAAAGAUUGAAACAAAGAAAGAAAGCCGUCAUCU